AUGUCGUUCAGCGGUGGCCAGGCGUCGAGCUCCAUGGAAUUCUCGCCGGAGGCAUUCUCCCGUGAAGGGUUUCAGCAGCCGCAGCAGAGACCGCAUGCGAUGCAGCAGCAGCCAUCUUUCCCACAGCACCACCACCAGCAGCAGCAACAGCAACAGCAACAACAACAGCCUCCAUCGCAGAUGCAGCAGCAGGGUCGGUUACCGUUGCGCUCUGCCUCACAAGACGGCGACGGCAGCAGUCGGCCGUUAGUCGCCGGCAGCAGGUCCCCCCAAGGACCUGUUGCGCCCGGCCCGCGCCCCGCUGCUGUGCGUGUGCCAGCAAUGCGCGGGGCAGCGGGCGGCGCGAGGGGGAGCUCCGCCGCAGCUUCCGCGAUCUCCUAUGGCGGCGGUAAAGUCGCGGACGAGGACGAGGAGGAGGAGGAGGAGGAGGAGGAGGAGGAGGGCGAGGACGAAUACGAGGAGGAAGAGAGUCCGCAGCGGGUGGGGCGGCAGGAUUCCGUCCGAAGCUCCAUAUCCGACACCAGCGCCGACCGCGGGGGGUUGAUGGGCGGAAGGGGCGGGCUACGACCGCAGCGGAUGAAAAACGGGCCAGACGGGGGGAGCGCGUCAUUGCGCAUGCCCCCACGCCCCCCCGGCGCGAACCCCACGCCCUAUGGGGGGGCGAACCCGCCCGUCGACAGCCCGAUGGCCCGCCAGCAGCACCGGCGAGGCGCGUCGUUCGACUCGCGCGUUUCGCGCUCGGCGAAUCUGUCCCGCGCGCCGUUCCCCGGUGGUGCGCCGACCAGGGAUCCGCGCGCCUCUGCGGGAAGCAGCGGCCUUGCGGUCAAUGCGGGGCGCGGCGGUAGUGGCGAUGGUAACGUCGCGGUUAGCAGCGGUGCUAGUGGCUCUGGAAGCGGUGCUGCUUUUAACGCGAAUAGCGGAGGCGGGGGCGGCAUGAGGGGUCCAGCGGGGUCGCAAGCAGGGUCGCAGGCUGGGUCGCAGGCUGGGUCGCAAGCUGGGUCGCAGGCUGGAUCGCAAGCUGGGUCGCAGGCUGGAUCGCAACCUAGGUCGCAUGGGUCGCAAUCUGGGUCGCGGCCGUGGCACCGCCGCUCGCUGUCGACGCCCGUGGAAGAGUUCGACCCGCAACUAUCCUCCCCCACCACCAGGCCUCUGCCGCCUGGCAGAGGAGGGGCAGGGGGGUUAGGGGGAGCUGGGCGCGUAGGGGGAGGGCCAGGGGCAGCGGUAUCCAGCCGCUCGCCGCCCCAGGCUCCGAGUUCCGGCAUGGGCGUGAGCAUGGGCGCGGGCAUGGGGCCAGAUGUGGGCGGGGGUAUGGGCGCGCGCAUUAGAGUUGGCAGCAGCGGCAGCGGCAGAGGGGAUGUGCGGGUAGCAGCAGCAGCAGCAAGAGGGGAAACUCGUGGCAGCAGCACCGCCAGCUUCAGCGGCAGUGACGAUGACGAGGGCGAGGAUGAGUAUAACAGUGAGCCGGUGGCAGUUCCAGCGAGGGUUGCGGGAAGGACCUCAGGUGCGAGCGGGACUAGUCGACUUGCUCCUGCUGCCGCUGCUUCCCCUGCUGCUGUGGCGGCUGGCGCCUUUGGCAGCGGGAGGGGCGCGGAUGGGGCGCCAGCAGCGCUCGGAAUAGGACGGGGCAGGGGCAUGGAGGGGAGAGGAGAGAUGGCGUUCCGGGGCGGGCGGGUGGGAAUGGGCGGAAUGGGGGGGAUGAGGGGACGGGGGCGGGGGCGCGCGCACCACCGCACGUUUUCGGAAUCUCAGAUGGGGUUCCUGCACACCACGGAUUUCAGUUCCAUGCAGGAUGACGCGGAAGGGGGCCAGGCGGAGUGGGGUUCCGCCACUGGCGCGCAGGGGGGUGGGGGAAUGCCAGGGGGGAUGGGCGGAGGCAGGAGCGCGGCAGGGGGGAGAGUGCUCAGGGGAGCAGCGGGGAAAUCGCGGUUUUUGAGCGUGCAGGAGACGAGACGAGGGGAAGGUGCGCUUAGCAGGUUGGGAGGGGGUAUUGGAGGGAGCGUGAGGGAGACGCGUGACUAUAACGAAGGGUCGGAAUGGAUGGGCGGGGAGCUGAGACGGCCUGCUGCAGCGCUAGUGCAAGGGAGUGGGGUGCGGAACGGUGAGGGGCGCGGGGGCAGGGCGGAGGAGUAUGGAAGAGAGGGCGGCGGCGGCGGUGGUGGUAGUAUGAGUGGCGCUGGUGGCGAUGAUUUUGAUAAUGAUGAUGAUGAUGGGAUGAGAGACAGGGUAGAUGCGUUGUAUGAAGACUUGGAUAGGGUGAGACGAGGGGCAGGUGGUGGGAGGAACGGGAGCGAGAGCGAGGAGGACGCUGAGGAGGGGGAGGAGGGGAGGGGAGUGGAUGGGGAGAGAGGGCGGGAGUGGGAGCGCGGGAGAGGAGGGGGCAGCAGGGACGCGAGUCCUGGGAGCUUGCGGUCACGAGGCAGUGAGAGUGGGAGUGGGAGUGAUGGGGAGCACAGCAGAGUGAGCUUCAGUGGGAGUGAGGAGGGCGAGAGGGAGAGGCGGAAUAACAAUGGUAAUGGCGUGCACAGGGAAGGGCAAGUGCCUGUGGCAACAGCAGCAAGAGGAGCAGGGGGAGGGAGUGGCGGGGGGCCGGCAGGAGGAAUGGGAAUGGGCAGCAGUGGGCGAGGAGGCAUGGGCAGGGGGGUGGGAGGAGGGAGAGCAGGUGGGAGCGGAACUGCAGCAGCAGGUAUGGGUGGGGCGCCGAGCCUGGGUGGUAGGGCCGGGAGAGGUCCGGGUGUGGUUCGUGGCAUGGCCGGUGGCAUGGCACGGGGCGGCAUGGGCGGCAGAGGGGGCAUGGGCGGGCGGCACAGGCGCACGAGCUCGGAGUCACAGGCAGCAGCGGCGUUCUACAGCGCGCCUGGAGAUGACUUCUUCUGGAGCGGUGGGGGUGACACUGGCGCCCCCCCUGUGAGGCAGGGCGGGCAGCGGGGACUAGGGCAACAAGGGCUGGGUCAGGGGCAGAAGCAGCAGGGGCAGGAGAGUGUGGGGGCAGGACGGAGUUUGCAGAGAGUCGGGGGAGAGGCGGGGAGGGGAGGAGGCGAUGUGGGGAGGGGGAGGUUGCAGGGUGUAGGUGGGCGUGGUGGGGCUGCUGGCGCUGGUGCCAGUGGGAGGGGUGCGGGUGGGCCAGGUGGGAGAGGGCAGGGAGGGGUAGGGAGAGCUGCAGGGAGUGUUGGCAGGGGGGGUGGCGGCUCUGUUAGAGCCCAGCAGCAGCAGCGACAGCAGCAGGGGCAGCCGGAGCAAGAGCAGGGGCAGGUGCAGGGGCAGUGGGGGGAGCAGGCGGAGGAGUGUGAGCCGCCGGAGCUGCAGAGGGAGCUGACGUUCCGAGUGAACCUGGAGGAGCCGGCGAUUGAGAAAGAACCCGCGCUGGAGCGCGAACUCACCUUCCGCAUGGGCGCCAGUUGA
Molecule: messenger RNA, 3399 nt
Organism: Closterium sp. Naga37s-1
Lineage: Eukaryota; Viridiplantae; Streptophyta; Zygnematophyceae; Desmidiales; Closteriaceae
Source: the annotation of a GenBank genome assembly